Messenger RNA from Ceratotherium simum simum (southern white rhinoceros), 1999 nucleotides. It is a transcript of the gene RPS6KL1, whose product is annotated as ribosomal protein S6 kinase like 1. NCBI's taxonomy places the organism in Eukaryota, Metazoa, Chordata, Mammalia, Perissodactyla, Rhinocerotidae. The record is from RefSeq and is a predicted model, not a curated record. Gene Ontology annotation, molecular function: ATP binding; protein kinase activity. Gene Ontology annotation, biological process: protein phosphorylation.
AGGUCCUCCCUAUUGCAUCUGUUCAUUCCAGGUUGCAGCCGCAGGGCAGCAGCCAUGAGCCUGGUGGCCUACGAGUGCCCAUCCGGCCCUGGCCUGGAUCCUGAGCCCUGCUCGCAUGCACGGUCCCAGGCCCGUGUGUAUCUGGAGCAGAUUCGCAGCCAGGUGGCUCCAGGGGCACCUGAGAUGACGAAACGUGACUACCUGGUGGAUGCAGCCACGCAGAUCCGACUGGCCCUGGAGCGCGACGUCAGUGAGGACUACGAGGCGGCCUUCAACCACUACCAGAACGGCGUAGAUGUCCUGCUGCGCGGCGUGCACGUUGACCCCAACAAGGAGCGACGUGAGGCUGUAAAGCUGAAAAUUACCAAGUACCUGCGGCGGGCAGAGGAGAUCUUCAACUGUCACCUGCAGAGGACACUGGGCAGUGGAAGCAGCCCUGGCACGGGUUUCAGCAGCCUGAGGCUCCGGCCCAUCCGCACGCUGAGCUCUGCCCUGGAGCAGCUGAGGGGCUGCAGGGUGGUCGGGGUCAUCGAGAAGGUGCAGCUGGUCCAGGACCCAGCAACUGGAGGGACCUUCGUGGUGAAGAGCCUGUCCAGGUGCCAUGUGGCGAGCCGGGAGCGGCUGACCAUCAUCCCGCAUGGUGUCCCCUACAUGACCAAGCUGCUGCGGUACUUCGUGAGUGAGGACUCCAUCUUCCUGCACCUGGAGCAUGUGCAAGGAGGCACUCUCUGGUCCCACCUGCUCUCCCAGGCGUGCCCCCAACAGUCUGGGCUCAGGUCUGGUUCCAGCCUGGAAAGGAUGAAGGCUCAGCUCAACUCCCCCGUCAGCCUCGGAACGCCAGCGCUGCACCCCCUGGGCCACACGCACCUGCAGGACAGAAUCCCCCUGGAGCCUCCAUGGACUUCUCGGAGCCUCCCCCCAGCCAGGGAGGCCCCAUCCAUCAGACCCCAGAGAGAGGCUGAAGGCAAACCCUCAGCCAGGACUAGUACUAAUUGCUCCUCGGACCUUCCGAAGGCUCCAAGUGGCCGCCUGCACUUCCAAGCCAGGCGGGGACCUGCCAAGAGCCUUGACAUGGGGUCCUCUUGGGGGCUCCCUUGGGUUCGCGAGGGGGCCGGCCGGGUGCUGGAGAGCUGUGGCAGAGGCAGAGGUCAGAGCCGCCCCUCAGCGGAUGGGGCCAGCCUGGGGUGUGGCGGGGGCUCCUGGAGUGUGAGGGAAGAGCAGGUGAAGCAGUGGGCGGCUGAGACGCUGGUGGCCCUGGAGGCACUGCACGAGCAGGGGGUGCUGUGCCGGGACCUCAAUCCCCGGAACCUGCUCCUGGACCAGGCAGGUCACAUCCGGCUCACGUAUUUUGGCCAGUGGUCAGAGGUGGAGCCCCAAUGCUGCAGGGAGGCUCUGGACAACCUCUACAGCGCCCCAGAGGUGGGAGGGAUUUCUGAGCUGACAGAAGCCUGUGACUGGUGGAGCUUUGGGUCUCUACUUUAUGAAUUGCUGACUGGAAUGACACUGUCCCAGAGCCACCCCUCAGGAAUCCAGCCGCACACCCAGCUCCAGCUGCCCGAGUGGCUCAGUCACCCAGCGGCCUCCCUGCUGAGAGAGCUGCUGCAGUUUGAUCCCACUCGGCGCCUGGGCGCUGGAGGAGGCGGCGUCAACAAACUCAAGUCCCACCCAUUUUUCAGUACCAUCCAGUGGAGCAAACUAGUGGGGUAAGAGGGGGUGGAGUGGGCAAUGGAAGCAUCUGGACUGGUCUGGAUCACCUCUCUUCUCUUUGCCUUCACCCAGAGCUGGCCCCUCUAAUCAGUGGCCCUCAGGCAAAGAAUGCAGGCCAGUUGCUUUUCCUGCUCAGCCCCCUCCCAUGGGCCUCAGAAGUAAUCAUCACCACUGCCCAGGAAGGACCUAGGGAGUCUCCCAGCCAGCUCUUGGAGAAAUCCUUUCUAGUCACUCCUGAGGCGGAGGGACAGGGAGAUCUCAUCUUGCUAGGCAGCUUGGAUCCCUCCACCCA